AUGACGUGGUCGCGCCCUGAUGACGGUGAUAUCCACGUGACAACACCAGGGGGUUAUUCUAUCAACUACAACAAUAUGGGUCCAAAUGCAGAAACGGAAUUUGGUCAUAUGGAUAAAGAUGAUAGAAAGGGCACUGGUCCAGAAAAUGUUUUCUGGAACACGACGGCGCCUACCGGUAUUUAUCGUCUUUGCUUCGAUCAAUAUGAUUUCACUAUCCGUGCAAACGCGAGCAAUCCAAUAACAGUGACAUUUGAAAUACAAAAACUAGGAGCAGCUACGCAAACGUUGACAAAAGAGUUUAUUAGUUAUGCUCGUAUCCAAGUUUCAACGACAACAAUUAAAAUUCCAUUGACAAAUAACGAUUGGCAGAUUUCAUCGCCGAAUCUAACAGCUCGUGGUAGAAUUCCUGGUACUAUUCACACAAUUCUGUUAGCAUCUAAUCUGAUUGAAGAUCCAUACUAUGGCUAUAAUGAUGUUAAUCAACGUUAUUUAAUUUAUCAGAAUUGGACAUUUCAAACGAAUUUUACAUUGACUAAAGAUCAAUUACAAAUGACCAAUUUUCAACUAGUUCUAGAACAGAUCGAUACCAUUUCAUCGGUUAUUUUGAAUGACUGUCAACUGGGUAAUACUAGUAGUAUGUUUUUCACCUAUCUAUUUAAUGUUACAAAAACAUUCUGUCAGUUGAAAGAAGACAAUAAUGAAUUGAAAAUUGAAAUACAAUCACCUAUACAAUAUGCACUUCAACAAUCUUUACUGUAUCCAUAUUAUGUUCCACCGAAUUGUACAGACUCAAAAUCACAUGGUGAAUGUCAUUAUCAAUUUAUACGCAAAGAAGCAUGUUCAUUUUCAUGGGGUUGGGUACGUAUACAUUUGCAUUAA
Messenger RNA from Adineta steineri, 879 nucleotides. Lineage: Eukaryota; Metazoa; Rotifera; Eurotatoria; Adinetida; Adinetidae. The record is from the annotation of a GenBank genome assembly.